AGGAAGACGAGUUUCCCACCAUGCAGAAGUUCACGUUUAUUCUGGGGCUACUAGCGGCUGGUGUACCUGCUCUCCUCGGUCAAGAUCUACCACCGUUUACGGACAGGAAUUGCCGAACUGAUGCUUAUCCUCCACAAGCAAGCGAUGCCGCUCCUAAGUUCGUCUUCAAUAUGGACCUGGACCCAAAAGAUAGAUGGACCGAGCUGGUUCAACCAAAAUCAGCAAAUAUCAGUUUCCUAAUCGAUGACAUCAAAAGCCUAGUGGGACUCCUUCUAGGCAAGAAACUCACCUCCGAGGUUAUAAACGAUCUUUUUGGUCCGGUUGUGACGAGUCUCCCAGACCCAUAUGAUCGUGAACUACAGGGCAUCGCCGAGGCGACUGGGAUCCCCAUUGGUGAGAUCGUCAUGAUGAAUAUUUUCUACGAAAUAGAAUCCUUCUGCACUGCUGUAGUGGCACAGGAUAUGAAGGGUGACAUCUAUCAUGCGAGGAAUAUGGACUUUGGACAAUUCAUAGGGUGGGAUGUAAAGACAGAUCAGUGGAUCAUCACCGAGAGACUGAGGCCAUUGGUUACCAAUGUGGAGUACCAGAAAGGAGGCAAGGUAGUCGCUAGAGCAGUCCACUUCGCUGGUUACGCUGGAAUACUGACUGGAUUAAAACCGGGUGUGGUCAGUCUGAACAUCAACUCCCGUCACAAGCUCAAGGAUAUCGGCUUCCUUGGUUUUAUUGAGUGGAUCUUAGGAGAUCGCAAAGCUUACUGGACAGGGUUCGCUCUCAGGGAUGCGAUACUAAUGGCGACAGACUUUAACAGUACCGUCGAGCAUCUUUCUACAGUGGAUACCAUGGUACCUUCAUACCUCACUGUAGGCGGUGUGAACCCGGGAGAAGGCGCGGUCAUCACUAAAGCCAAGGGCAACACAUCUGAUGCGAUCAGAAGAAUAAAUGCUGAUCAGGGGAAAUGGUUCGUGGUCCAGACCAAUUAUGACAGUUGGAAGAAUCCGCCAUUUUACGAUGACAGACGAGAUCCUGCCAUCAAAUGCAUGAAAAACAUGACACAAGCGAACGUGAGUUCGAAGAGCUUCUACAAUGUGUUGUCAACCAAGCCAGUUCUGAAUAUGCUCUCCUUGUUCACUGCUUUGAUGCACGUAAGGGAAGGGACACUGGACACCUACAUUCGCCACUGCCCCCAGCCAUGUUACCCAUGGUAACCAGACCACGCCCACAAUGUAUUCACAACGAACGAUAUAAUUAUCAUGUCUGCCCUGUUUCAUAAAUCUUACCAUCAAUAACUACUGUCACAUUUUGUAACACAAAUUUCCUACAGCCAUUAAAAUACGAUGAUCACGAAGCUUAUAUAACCGUUAUGUUCUAUGAAACAGGACCAUAUACCAAAUAUAACUUUCUUUGGUCAAGACUAGAAUCCCCAAGAUUUUUGCCUUACUGAAUUAUCUUAACAGUGUUCAAACGGGAUCCAAACAGUACUAUCUAUCAUUUUUUUCUUCAAAAGAAAAGUAUAAGUAGCAAGUAACUUCUUCUACGGUGUAGACGAACUCUGGUCGAGGGAUGUCAAUAACAUAAUUGUGAAGGCCUACAUGACUGUGAUAUUAAGAUCUAGAUUGUGAAUAGUUGUAGGUCUACCUAUGUAAUAAACGAAUAAUGGCGGGGUUGUGUAAAUCUACGGCAAACCAAACUGGUACAGGUAACAGCGCCAACGAUACACAAUAUGCUACAUUUUUAGAUUUGGUUAAAAAUUAAAGCUCGUUGUUAAUGCUAGUACUGAGAUAUUAGUAUAUAGAGCGAGAGGGAAAGAGAGAGAGAGAGAGAGAGAGA
Molecule: messenger RNA, 1827 nt
Organism: Strongylocentrotus purpuratus (purple sea urchin)
Lineage: Eukaryota; Metazoa; Echinodermata; Echinoidea; Camarodonta; Strongylocentrotidae
Product: acid ceramidase
Exons: 12
Coding region: 21-1205 (394 amino acids)
Biological process (GO): fatty acid metabolic process
Cellular component (GO): lysosome
Molecular function (GO): fatty acid amide hydrolase activity; N-acylsphingosine amidohydrolase activity
Source: RefSeq, a predicted model, not a curated record